This is a messenger RNA of Leishmania mexicana MHOM/GT/2001/U1103, 4545 nucleotides long. RefSeq lists its product as hypothetical. The record is from RefSeq and is a predicted model, not a curated record. The coding region runs from base 1 to 4545 and encodes 1514 amino acids. NCBI's taxonomy places the organism in Eukaryota, Euglenozoa, Kinetoplastea, Trypanosomatida, Trypanosomatidae. The transcript has a single exon.
AUGCGCACAGAUCAGGGCGGCCGCCCAGUGUGCAUGCUGGUCUUCGCACUUUCCGCGGACGUUGCAGCGCUGCGUCGCGCUGUCGCCGCUGUGGCGGGGCCAGCAACGUCGAUGAACUACGCUGACGAGCCCCACAGCGAAGAUGGAGGAGCUGCUGAACAGACAAGCGUAGCAGCGGGCGCCACUCGAGGCGUACUCAGUGAUGACGCGUGGGUGUUUGCUUCCGUUUCAGGCUCAUGUAGCUUGCUUGCCACGCCAGACUCGCCGAGCCACCUCCCGCCCGCCGGGUAUCAGGCGGCGGCGCGCGAGAUGCGGCAAUGGCAGUGCCUGCUGAGCCUAGUGCGCUUACCUCACCUGCAUGCAGGUAUCUCAUGCAACAGCGGCCCUGCAGCUCGCGAGAGACAGGCAAACGGUGCGACUUCCAGGGCGCGCACAAGUGUGGCGGCAACAGAAACUGUGGACGAGUCGGUUUCUUGCGAGCAACACGUUGAUACGGUCUCUAGUGCCGAAGGCACUGAGCACUCAUACCUACUGUGGGCACACGUUCCACACACUGCUUUAGGUGCCGAGUUUGCGGAGUUUGAUGCCAGUCGCUCUCGGGGCUGCGCUGCACGUGGCGGCAUCGCCGCAGAUGUCUCUCCCCCUGCAGGGCAUCAUCUGCUGUGCAUCGACGUUGGCGGCAUCUACCUGGCGAGCUCACGGACACACCCUGCGGCAGGGCGCACACAGAGUGUACCGCCGCAGCCCGCAGACGCACCCGCGAUGAAGACAGCAAAGAGGUCAGAGCGUGCCUCGAGGAGGCGGAACGCGGCGCGCGUUAGACACGUCCGUGCUCAAACAGAACAGAGAUCAUCGCUCGAUGCACGUCAAAACAACGCCAAGGCCAUCAGCGAAGAGAGGGAAGCUGAGGCGCUCCAGAGCCUAUGGCGCCUGCUGCAACAGCGCUUUGCGACUGCAACACGCUCUUGUCCGUUCAGGACGGACGCCGCUGCCACAGCGCUUCCGCUGAUGCUCACGGAGGUAUGGGUAAUACCCCUGCUGACUGCGGAGCGCGACAGCGAAGAGCCCUUGCGCAGUGCAGCUCUGGGCAUCGCCGCCUUUCCACUGCUUGUGCAGGACAAGCAUCACCGCAACUCCGCUGAUUGUGCCACCGUGGACGGUGACGGCGUGCAAGUCUUCCGCCUAGCGCGCCAUCCCCCAGCCCACGUGCUUCGCCUCGCUGUAGAUGACGGCGCGCAUUCAACUGACCCGCCGUCUUCUACCAUGUGUCAGGCGGCCGCGCUUCGGUCGCGAAAGAGGCUCCGUGACAGCGCGGCGGGGCGACAAGAUGAGGCAGAGGGGAGUCAGUGGCUGGCCGCACACGCCACACCUCUAUCGCCGGACGCCGUGUUUCUGCACUCUUGCUACGACGGCGGAGGCGCCGACUCCGCGGCACCGGAGAUGUCCGCUCUGCGACUUCGGAUACUGGAGCGCGACUUCCUGCUUCGCAGCUGUUACUUCUCGGAGUGGUGCUGCAUCGCUGACUUUGACAUCACAAGUGACUUUGCCAGUCCACGUCUGGGCAACUGGACAAGGAGUGCAACGGCUUACCACGCCUUCUACAGUGUGCUGCGGCGGUGUGUGCUGGCUGAGGACGCGCUUGUGCAGCACUCGAUAGAGAGGGAGGCAGGAAAGUGGGUCGCGUCGUGCGGAUCACUCUCUGGCGCUGACGUCACGAGCAUCUCCGGAGCAGCCGCGCUGCCGCGCAGCCCCACCGAGGCCCUCUUCAAGGAGAGCGCCCUUGAGGGGAGCAGCGCGGACGACUCAGGCGCUCGCGGGAGUGAGCAGGUGUGGCCUAUAGAGGAGCUGUGGGACCUGUGGGUGCGACUGGGGUGGACCCCUCCAUUGACGUGGCCGCGUGUGCGUGUGUGCCUGCGACUCACUGAGGGUCUUGACCUAGGCAACGUGGGCCAGCGCUCUGUUUGGGAGCUGUCACCGCGCGCUCUUUUGGCACUCCUGUCACGGGUGGCGACAGCAGUGAACGCGGCAUACAUUGAAGCGAAGCAGCUGCAGCCGACUCAUGGCCCUCGAGGAGAUGGUGUGACUGCGGAGGUCGAGAGCGAUGACGAUGCCGCCGGCGCAGACCUCGACCGGGUGAGUGACAUGGGCUGUGCGCACAGCUGCCAGGAGAGCAUACCGUCUUCUUCGGCUGCUCGAUGUGAGUCGUUGGUGCAGAUGCAACGGCUGCUUGAGUUUCAGACAGCACUCUCCGUUGCCCCAGAACCUGUCACCGGCCCAGCGUUGGCGGAUCUGUCCGAUUUGGCCGUAGCGGCUCCCUGCGUCCCCACCAUCAACUCGUGCACCAGCAGUGCAUCCGGGGACGCUGCUGGGGGCUCUCUUGUUCUCAGCGUCGCCGCACGUGACCUUGCCGCGGACAUUGCCGCCACCACGGUGCUUUCUACCUCGCAUCCUGUCGCGUCCCCGGCAGGCAGUGUUGCUGAUGUCGUGGCGUUAACCGUGACAUGGCUUCGUGGUGUGCUCGAGUCCCCAGCGUUGCUCAUUCUUCCGCUCGGUGUGUCUGGACAUGUGAAUGAGAGAGAGAGGGCCGAUGACUCUUCGGGCGGCGCUGGCGCGUAUUCUUCCUGCAGGAUCGCCGCGGACAAGGAGGCGGCGUUGCUUACUGCACUGCUCGCGCGUCGAUCGCCAUUUCAGCCAGAGAAGUUGCUUCGGGGGGAACUGGAUGUUUCUUCGGCUUCGCAUUCUCCGCAGAUCCCUCCCCCAUUCUCGCUGCCCGCCGCCGAGAUGUACUGCGAAACCGCCGAUGUGGCAGAGCUGCGCUGGUGCUCCCCACAAGCGACCACGGCGACGGCGACCACCACGGCGUAUCGCGAAACGCUCUCCUCCGCCGCUUUUCAGAACCCUACGCUGUGGUUGGGCAGUUCGGUAUCUUCGACUGCGUCCUGUUGCGCCCUCGCUUGUGUUGAAGUGGCGCGACUGGCACGCACGGAGACGGCCGACGAGACUGUCAAUGUGUACCGUACAUCGCACCAGCAGCUCAACGCCACAAACCCAUUGGCUGCAUUUCUGUACACGCGUUUCGCUGCAUAUCUUCAAGAGCAAGGCGUCGUGACUGUUGCGUCACCAUCGGGAGAGGGGAGCAGUGAGGGAGAAGCGCAAGAUCUUGGAAGAGAGUAUGAGCACAUACCACGUGAUGCCUGCCCGGCACGACGCUCGGCUGUGACAAUGCCCUCUUCAUUCCACCACCUCAUGGUGCGGGAUGGAGGUUAUACUCAGGGCGGAGCGGCAGCCGUGUCUUUGCCCGAGGAUGGCGGCUGCCUCAAAGACAAGAGUGGACCCUCAGGGGAUGGCGAUGCAGUCGAGUCACUAUUGGCGGAGGCUGUGGUGCGCGUCGUUCAGCAGAACAAGUCCGUGGUACGGCGCAUACUAGCUCUUAUUCAGUCCUACAGUGGCGUCAUCGCCGCAGCCACGGCAGAGGGCAAUGGCGGUGCACGAUGUGUCUCCAGCGCGGACGAGGCAGCGACGAUAAAGAGCAGUGACACUCAGCCAAACGACGCCGUUGUGCAGGACUUAUGGCGCUGUCUCGCACCGGAGGUAAAUACUGCCAUUUCUGUGGAUGAUGCGGCCAGUCAGGUGACGUCGUGCGCCAAAGCGAUGGCGCGGCGCCUGGUACAGGCGUUUUGGGAAAACGUCGCUGCAACCGUCCGCCUACACCUGCGCAAUCGGCUGGGUGCGUUUUCAGGCAGUGAGGAGGGUGCAACCAGCGAUUCGGAUGAGGAGGAGUCGGCCGGGGGGUCCGCAUCACCACCGGCAAGGCAGGCCGGCGCGGCCUAUUCGCCAGCGGAAGCGGCGACACCGACAUCUGCAGUGAGGCAACACAGUUUCGCCGCCAAAGAGAGCGGAGCGGAACCGAAGACGGCGAAGUCGAGCGCGUCGUUGCCUUCGUCCUCUGAACAGGGACGUGCUUCUCCGGGCUUCCCCUUGCUUCCCUCUGCGUCGCUGUCGCACCAGCUUCCCUCACCGAACCCUGUCGGGCAAUCUCCUGGAGCGUUGAGUCAGGCGGUUCGUGCACUGGACGGGGCCCAGGCGAUGGCGCUGUACAUGCAACACAUUCUGGGGUGCUCCAACGCCGCCGGCCACCGGCAUGGUCAAGCCCGACUUGGCGGCUGCACUUUGCUCAGCUGCGCAACGGAGGCGCCUGGGAGAGCACCGCCCACCACGGCGGACACUGCAGCACCGCCCACCCACCCUCAACAGCCUAACCACUGGCUUCACCACGCACUCUUUCUUUUGAGCUACGGGCUCGCGUGUCCUGCUGAUGAGCUGUUGAUGUCCAGUGCUACAGCAUCCACCCCAGCAUACGCCUCCGCAACGAGAUGCCACUCUGUGGGCUCAUACCAAGAAGCAGACGAACUCGCACUACCGCCACCCCCUGCGCUGGCGGCGUUUCGCGCCCUACGUUGCGGGAAGCUUUCGCUCGAUGGGUGUAUUGGCGAGGCACUGGAAGUGUACGUGCAGCGGUGGACGCUCAGCAUACAGGCCCAGUGA